This is a messenger RNA of Musa acuminata subsp. malaccensis (wild Malaysian banana), 1746 nucleotides long. RefSeq lists its product as uncharacterized. Gene Ontology annotation, biological process: phospholipid metabolic process. The record is from RefSeq and is a predicted model, not a curated record. NCBI's taxonomy places the organism in Eukaryota, Viridiplantae, Streptophyta, Magnoliopsida, Zingiberales, Musaceae.
CAAACCCUUGUGGACGGAACCCUGGUCUGAUCCUCGCUUCGUCUUUUCGAUUUAGAUCAUUUAGCGGUGGCAGCAGUUGUCGAUGUUCCCGAUGAGGGUGGGGGAGUGGAUCGAGCGCGGGGGAAGCCCCUGGCGGGAUCAGGCUCGGGCGCUGCAGCUCCGCAUCCGGGACCGUUUCCGGGUGGCGGUGGAUCGCCGCCGCCGGUGGCACGUCGAGUCCGAUUAUUCUAUGACCCUACAGCGGUGGUUCCGCCGCAUCCUGAGCGUGUGGGCGGAUCAAUCCCCUGGUGCUCUCGCUUCGCCUGUGAGGUUCUACCGUAAGAAAGUUGACAAGGAUGCUCAUGUGAAUGGUGACUCAACUUUUGUUCGUAUGCUUCAAGCUUUGGCUGUUCCUUUUAUCGGCAAUGCUUGCUAUGUUUUUAUGCAUGGCCUCAAUGAUGUCAAGAUAUAUGGUGCAGAAAAGUUACAUCAGGCUCUAAAGCAAAGACCUGAAGGCAAGUCCCUUCUAACGGUUAGCAAUCAUGUAGCAGCUGUGGAUGACCCACUUGUGAUUGCUUCUUUGCUUCCACCAAGUGUCAUGUUGAAUGCUCAUGAUUUAAGAUGGACUCUUUGUGCAACUGAUCGUUGUUUUAGGAAUCCAAUGCUCUCUGCAUUCUUUCAUUGUCUCAAAGUUCUACCUGUUUCACGUGGUGAUGGUAUCUAUCAAAAGGGAAUGGAUACUGCUUUAUCCAAGCUGAACAAUGGUGGAUGGGUUCAUAUAUUUCCAGAAGGAAGUCGAUCUAGAGAUGGUGGAAGAACCAUGGGUGAUGCUAAGAGAGGAGUUGGGAGACUGGUGAUAGAUGCGGACACUGUACCUACUGUUAUUCCCUUUGUCCACUCUGGAAUGCAAGAAAUCAUGCCUAUAGGAACAAACUUUCCAAGGAUUGGAAAGCAGGUGACAGUGCUUAUAGGGGAUCCAAUUUUCUUGGAUGAUUUGCUCAUUGAUAAGGAUGAUCCCCAACAUGUUUCCACUGGAAUUUUAUAUGAUGCUAUCACAUCAAGGAUUGGUCGUCAACUCCAAGAGCUGAAGGUCCAAGUAGAUAGACUGGCACUGGAACAGCGAUUGGAAGUCAGGGACUGCUAUUCUGUACAUGAUAGAGAACAUGGUUGUGGAAUUUGGCAGCAGGUUGAUUGGGAAGCAUUUGGUAUUGAAAACUACAUGCUGGAGGAACGUUCACAGAUAAGUAGUGGAGUAGCAGAUGAUCAGCCCAUGCGAAUACAUGACCGAUCCCACACAACAAAUUCUCCUCGGGUUAUUAGGAUGGGGUUCUUUGAUGAAGGUGGCAUCAUCUCCAGAAUUCGAGGUUAUAUGAAUCCGUCUGAGCUAAUGGGAUUUGCUGCUAGAGGAUUGUUUAUAAAUGGCAGGAUAAGGGACGAGAGCCGUGAAAUUGUUCGAGAUGUGAGUCCACUGAAGGCCUGGAAACAAUUUCUUGAAGGGAACAUGUUCCAACAAUGGAACCGGUUGUGAUCCCGGUCAAGUUUAUGUAGAUUUUAACUGCAACAUUACAUCAAGAUCCGCAGAGGAGAGCAGUGUGCUGCCUGUGGCUAAUCUUGAUAUGUUGUUCUUAUAAAUUUUGAUGUUCUUUAUUCAGUUUGGCUGAUUUUAGUCGUUUGAAUGCCAUGAUGCUGAUCCAAAUAAAAUUGUUUCGGAAGAACAAGUGUAUUUGGCUUUCAAUUAUCUUGAAAAAUGCAACUUUAUUUAUUUUU